AUGAAAAUUCAUCAGCUGAUAACAAUAGAAAAGCUGAAACUCAAAUACAGAGAUCUCAGCUGUUUCUGUGGGGAUCCUAGAGGCAACUGUGAAUGUCACUCACCUGUAGUUCAUAGCUUUUUGCCCACUAUUUACGCAAACGAAAAACACACAUCGAAUAAACAAGAAAAAUGUGAAAAGAAAAAGGAAGUUAAAAAUUCAAAGAAUAGCAAUAAAACUAGGCGAAGGCGUUUCAGUUCAUCAACCGAAGAAGACGAAUAUGAUGAUAGUAUUGAGUAUGCGGAAAGCGACGCCUCGGCGUUUUUUUCUGAUGAGUCAAUAAGUUCAGAUUUUAACGACCAUGAAAACAAUCUAAUCACAGAACUUGACGAAAAAACAGGUGUUCUGAGGCCAAAAAUUAAUCCAAACAAGAAAGUCACUCUGCUAUCCACAAUAAUUUUAAAGAAACCUAAUGCUGAAAAUAAUCCUAAACAUGAAAGGAAAAGAAAAAUAAUUUGUGAAAAUAAAGAUUUAAUCCAUAAAAGAUUUUGCGAAACUACGAAACAUGUUACUGGGAAAGAUGAUGUGACAAUUUUGUCACAAAUAAGAAAAAACCCGGAAAAUACUGCGAGUUUAAGAGAGAGUUAUUUAUUUGGAAAAAAAGACCCGAUAAAGGAAAUAAGGAGUAACAAAAUUGAGACUGAUAAAAAAAAUCGACCAGAACAGGGAAAACAAAAAUGA
Molecule: messenger RNA, 720 nt
Organism: Parnassius apollo (apollo)
Lineage: Eukaryota; Metazoa; Arthropoda; Insecta; Lepidoptera; Papilionidae
Source: the annotation of a GenBank genome assembly